AUGUCGUCGAUUCUUCUCGACACCCUCAAGGAUGGGCUUGAUCCAGGGCUUGCUGGGAUGCUUGAAAAAGACCCAGAGCUCAAGAAAGAUACACAGCAGUACCUUGAGGAGCUUUUGGUCAAUUCGGAGCUACUAUCCACUGAGAUGUUCACAUCUUCCACUGAAACCAAGGGAAAGAACCUAGUGGAGGAGAUUGCCGAGCUCGACCACCAGCUGCGUCAGAUCGAGCUUCAAUUGGCAACUAUCGCAAACGAAAACCGAGACUUGAUUGUUGGUGUUACAGAGGAUGUCAAGCUCGUUCAUAACACCAUUGGUGAGGACUUGAACAAGAACAUUGCCGCUAUGAAACAGGGGUUUGAAAACAAAAUAGCUGUUGAUAACAAGGCGGUCAAGAAAGUCAGUCAGGCUAUCUCAGCAAACAACUCCAUUUUGCAUAACAUGGACUCGAUCCUUGAUAUAUAUGAACUCCCAACUCUCUGUGGCCUUUGCAUAAUGCAGGGUAACUACCAGGAGGCAUUGGAAAUCCUGACACUGGUCAAGAUGCUAACCGUGAAGUUUCCUAACCUGAAAACCUUCAAACAAUUACAAACCCAGGUUGAUAACGAGUUGAAGCUCAUGGUGAGGGGCCUCAUAAAGCUCCUUAAUACGAACUUGAAGCAGUCCAACAUCUUGAAGAUCUUCCAGAUUUUGAACAGACCAAAUCUUGUGACUUCUGAAGAAGACGAAAAUGACCAAACGAUCUCUGGCAACAAGACGCUCAAAUUGAUUUAUCUCAACUCGAGGUUCAAGUUCAUCAUGAACGAGGUUGCCAGCCUUCAACCGCUUUUGAAAUUAAAGAAACUCACGUACCUCAAGCGCUACAUUGAGAUCUACCGUGAGCAUCUCUACAAUUCGCUAUCAAUCUAUCACGCCAUCUUUUUAUCAACGGGUCUAAAGUCCGACACUAACGACGACAAGCUCUUGUUGCACAUGUACAUAAAGAAAUUGGUGUAUUUGAUGGUCGAGGAGCUCCGCACGCAUCUUCCAAAGGUCCAAGAAGGCGAAAAUACUGCUGACGAGGUGGAGUUGAACAGCUUGAGGGACGGCGUCAUCUUGCAAGUUAUAUACUUAUGCAGAUCGCUCUCCAAGUACGGUCUUGAUUUCGAAAGUCUCAUCACUUGGGAACUUUGCGUCAAGGAGCCUUCACUUAUAGCGCAAGAAGACUGGGCCAGGAAUUUGGCCAAAUUGAAGAAGUUUAAGUCCUGA
This is a messenger RNA of Candidozyma duobushaemuli, 1245 nucleotides long. Its product is annotated as Golgi transport complex subunit. Lineage: Eukaryota; Fungi; Ascomycota; Pichiomycetes; Serinales; Metschnikowiaceae. Gene Ontology annotation, biological process: intra-Golgi vesicle-mediated transport; cytoplasm to vacuole targeting by the Cvt pathway. The coding region runs from base 1 to 1245 and encodes 414 amino acids. The transcript has a single exon. The record is from RefSeq and is a predicted model, not a curated record. Gene Ontology annotation, cellular component: COG complex.